Aethina tumida (small hive beetle) is the source of this 2257-nucleotide messenger RNA. Its product is annotated as flap endonuclease GEN. The transcript has 7 exons. Bases 62 to 2167 code for a protein of 701 amino acids. The record is from RefSeq and is a predicted model, not a curated record. Gene Ontology annotation, molecular function: four-way junction DNA binding; 5'-flap endonuclease activity. NCBI's taxonomy places the organism in Eukaryota, Metazoa, Arthropoda, Insecta, Coleoptera, Nitidulidae.
AACAAACGUAUUUUAUAAAUGUUACCAUAACCAAUAGCCGCUGUAUAGCACUAAUUUUAAAAUGGGUAUUAAACACCUAUGGCCAAUAUUGGCACCUUACUGUGAGAGGAAACCACUGUUUGAACUGCAAGGCAAAACUGUAGCAGUAGAUUUAUCCUGUUGGAUAUGUGAAGCCCAAAACAUUGCUGAAUAUCAAGUACAACCACGAAUGUAUCUAAGGAAUUUAUACUUUCGAACUUGCUACAUGCUGUUGAUGGAAAUACAGCCUGUUUUUGUCCUAGAGGGAAAAGCACCAGAGCUUAAAUACGAAACUAUAGCUGCAAGGAACGCCAUACAGUUUAAAGGAGCAAAACCUAAAACUGAUAAAACCAAAAGUGGAAAAGACAGAAGCAGGUUUAAUCAUGUGUUGAAACAGUGUGCACAAAUGCUUGAAUAUCUGGGUAUUGCUUGUAUACAGGGAAAAGGGGAAGCUGAAUCAUUGUGUGCAUAUUUAAAUGAGGAUGGGUUGGUGGAUGGAUGUAUAAGUCAGGACUCUGAUUGUUUUGCUUAUGGGGCCAAAGUGGUGUACAGGAAUUUUUCAAUUUCUCAACAAGGGGCUCAUGCUGCAUCUGGAGGAGCUGUUGAUGUGUAUGACAUUGACAAAGUGAAUAAAUCAUUAGAUUUCGGUAGGAACAAAUUGGUCGCCAUGGCUCUGAUACUGGGCAGCGAUUACAGCGACGGAGUGCACGGUGUGGGCAAAGACUCCAUUGUCAAGUUCUUUGAGAACAUAUCCGACCACGAAGUGCUGGACCGGUUGAGGAGUUGGCGCAACAAUGAAGCGACUUACAGGGAGUACGAACGACAACUGAACGACAAGAAUGUUUGCACAAGUUGCGGUCACUAUGGCAAAGUCCAAGGCCACACCAAAUAUGGCUGUAAUUCCUGUGGCACAACCGAGGGAUGCAGCUCAGACCACAAGGAAAAAAGGGCUAUAAUAAAAACUGAGCUCAGCAUACGUUCCAAGUCGCUGCUAGAUCCGGAGUUUCCGGACGAGACACUCAUAAAAGAGUUUAUGGAGAGGAAGGACAACGUGUCGUCCUUAAAUUUAAAAUGGAAGCAACCUGAUUUAUUAAAGUUUGUUCAAUUCGCCGUUAAAUUUUUAACUUGGGACGAAGUGUACGCCUUUGAAAAAAUCCUCCCCAUUCUAACCAGAUGGCAAGUCUCCAAUCCGCAAAUAAUCCGAAACAACCCCAAAAAUAUCCUGACCCCAGACAGGAUUAAAAAGGCAAGAACCCCAAAAGGAGUCCCCAGCUACGAAAUCAUCUGGUCAGAUCCCAACGAGUACUUCCGGUCAGUCAUCCCGGAAGAUAAACUGGUAACGCAAGACUUGGAAAAACUGUGGUCGACCAUCGAGCCCCAAGGACUGGUCGAACAAACUUAUCCCGACCUGGUGGAGGUCUUCGUUCAAUCCAAAGCCAAACCGAAGAAGGUCGCCAAAAGGAAAAAGAAGACAACGGUGGACGACCUCGGAGAGAUGUUGCAGAACACUUCGAUCACCGAAACCAAACCCAAGAAGCCCAGAAAGCCGAGACGUAUGAAAAAGGAGGCGGAGAAGGAAAAUCUGGAGAUGCAAGCGUUGGAGGGUAGUUUCAGCGAAAUGGCGAUUGAGAAACCCAAACAGAAGAGUAUCGAUGCCUUUUUCAAGAAAGCUGUCGUCAAUAACGCAUUGAAGUUGUCCAACAAUGAGUCCACUCCGUUAAAAAGUAAAGUCGAGGCCUUUAAUCCGGAGUUGUCGUUUGAUCCGGAUAUGUCCAGGUUUGGCGAUGAAGAUGAUAACGAUGUGUCUGAUAUAAUAGAUAAUAUAAUCAGCAAAAAACCGGAUUAUUUGAAAAAUUUAAAGCUACAUGACAUAACUCCACCAAAACAGGAAACUGAACCUCACAAACAGGAAAUUACAACCUCCAGUUUCUUUGUUCAAAAUCUGGAGGAGGAAGAUGUUUUUGAAAAGACCUUCAAUUUAAUUACGAAUGAAAAAAGUGACGAAUUAGAAGUGGAUGAAGAAGAAACAGAAAACACAAGUAGUGAAAAUAAAGGAGUUGAUGUAAAAAGUAGUGAUGAUACUGAUGACAGCUUUAAUAUUGAAUAUGUUCCUUUGUUUGAAAGAAUUAAAAGAAAACAGCUCAUAUAAACUUUUAGUUUCAGAAUGUGUCUAGUGAUAAAGAUAUUUUUAUAUUUAUAUAUUUAAUAACAUUUAUACAAAAUACAUGCAAUUAAAAUA